Messenger RNA from Candidozyma auris, 657 nucleotides. It is a transcript of the gene ERG2, whose product is annotated as C-8 sterol isomerase ERG2. Gene Ontology annotation, cellular component: endoplasmic reticulum. The record is from RefSeq and is a predicted model, not a curated record. The transcript has a single exon. Lineage: Eukaryota; Fungi; Ascomycota; Pichiomycetes; Serinales; Metschnikowiaceae. Bases 1 to 657 code for a protein of 218 amino acids. Gene Ontology annotation, biological process: ergosterol biosynthetic process.
AUGAACUGGUGGCUCAAAAUAAUCGCCAUUUUUGUGGCCGUCUACGCUGUUCUCGAAGCAUCCUAUCAGACAUGGCUCCCCUCCCACUAUGUGUUUGACAAGCAGGUUUUGCAAGAACUCGUGCAACAGACCUUGAAGGAGAAUCCUGGCGCUGAUGCCAAAACGCUCAUGGUGGAAUUGACGCCUAAACUUCAGAACGCGUACCCGGGACUCAUCAACGACUUGAACUUUGACGACUGGGUGUUCAACAACGCCGGUGGUGCUAUGGGCAACAUGAUCAUCUUGCACGCCUCGAUCUCUGAGUACUUGAUUUUUUUCGGCACUUCUGUGGGUACUGAGGGCCACACUGGCGUCCACUAUGCUGACGAUUACUUCACCAUCUUAUACGGCAAGGAAUUGGCUGGUUUGCCUAACUCGAUUGAACCCGAGGUCUACAGUGCCGGCGAUCAGCACCACUUGGAGAGAGGCCAAGUGAAGCAGUACGCUAUGCCUGAAGGCUCAUAUGCUUUGGAGCUUGCCCAGGGUUGGAUCCCUGCAAUGUUGCCAUUCGGCUUUGUGUCUGUGCUCACGUCGACGCUCGAUUUCCACUCCUUUGGCAGAACUGUCUGGUUUACCGCUUACGACAUGGGAAAGAACUUGUUGAAGGGAAAAUUUUAG